AUGGCUGCUGUUAAUUUUACUUUAGUUACCGAGUUUGUCCUUUUGGGACUGACAGAACGUGGUGAACUGAGAGUCAUCUUCUUUGUGUUGUUCUUGCUGAUCUAUGCCAUUUCUUUGGUGGGGAAUCUAGGAAUGGUCUUUCUAAUCCAAGUAACUCCCAAACUCCAAACACCCAUGUAUCAUUUCCUCAGCUGCCUGUCAUUUGUGGAUGCUUGCUAUUCGUCAGUCUUUGCACCUAAAAUGUUGCUGAACUUCUUUGUGGAACGGGAGACCAUCUCAUUCUCUGCAUGCAUUGUGCAAUAUUUUUUAUUCGUGUCACUUCUUACCACUGAGGGCUUCUUGCUGGCAGCAAUGGCUUAUGACCGCUAUAUGGCCAUUGUGAACCCUUUACUUUAUAAAGUGGCAAUGACUAAAAUGUUUUGUAUUGUCCUGGUCAUCGGGUCUUGUGUAGGAGGCUUAAUCAACUCAUUGACACACACCAUUGGCUUGGUGAAACUCUCCUUCUGUGGACCAAAUGUCAUCAGCCACUUCUUCUGUGACCUUCCCCCACUGUUGAGGCUGGCGUGUUCUGACACAUCCAUGAAUGAAUUGCUGCUUUUAAUCUUCUCUGGCAUUAUUGCCAUGCUCACUUUCUUGACUGUGAUCAUCUCCUACAUCUUCAUCGUGGCUGCUAUCCUGCAGAUCUCUUCAGCCGCGGGCAGACGCAAAGCCUUCUCCACCUGUGCUUCACAUCUGAUGGCUGUGACUUUAUUCUAUGGUUCAAUAAGCUUUAGUUACAUUCAACCAAGCUCUCAGUAUUCCUUAGAACAAGAAAAGGUGGUAUCUGUGCUUUAUACUCUGGUGAUUCCUAUGUUAAACCCACUAAUUUACAGCCUAAGGAACAAGGAAGUGAAGGAUGCUGUGAAAAAGGCCACAGAAAUGAAAUUUUUUCCUUGUUAA
Molecule: messenger RNA, 939 nt
Organism: Manis javanica (Malayan pangolin)
Lineage: Eukaryota; Metazoa; Chordata; Mammalia; Pholidota; Manidae
Product: olfactory receptor 5J3-like
Biological process (GO): G protein-coupled receptor signaling pathway
Cellular component (GO): membrane
Molecular function (GO): G protein-coupled receptor activity; olfactory receptor activity
Source: RefSeq, a predicted model, not a curated record